Molecule: messenger RNA, 1863 nt
Organism: Saxophila tyrrhenica
Lineage: Eukaryota; Fungi; Ascomycota; Dothideomycetes; Mycosphaerellales; Extremaceae
Exons: 2
Coding region: 1-1863 (620 amino acids)
Biological process (GO): carbohydrate phosphorylation; pentose metabolic process
Cellular component (GO): cytoplasm
Molecular function (GO): D-ribulokinase activity
Source: RefSeq, a predicted model, not a curated record
AUGGCCGCACAAACAGCCUCACUCCCCUACCGCGGCGGCACCCCCUCCCGCCAACAAUCCCGCCAAAUGUCCAUCGACCCCCACAACGAGCUCCGCCCCGAGCUGAACCACUACAUCGGCAUCGACGUCGGCACCGGCAGCGCACGAGCAUGCAUCAUGAACGACAAGGGCGACAUUGUCGGCCUAGCAAGCGAGAACAUCGGCCUCUGGCAGCCAGAGACGGGAUACUACGAGCAGUCCACCACCAACAUCUGGAAGUGCAUCUGCUCGUCGAUCCAGCGGGCCAUGUCACAGCACAACGUCGAUCCCGGCACGAUCCGGGGGUUGGGGUUCGAUGCUACGUGCUCGUUGGCGGUGUUCAGCCAUGAUACUGAUGAGCCUGUGUCUGUGACCGGGCCGAAGUUUGAUAAUCACGAUGGUAAUGACAGGAAUAUCAUCCUCUGGCUGGACCACAGGCCGGUGGAGGAGACGAAGAAGAUCAAUGCUACGAACCACAACCUCUUGAGGUACGUGGGAGGGCAGAUGAGCAUCGAGAUGGAGAUCCCAAAAGUGCUGUGGUUGAAGAACAACAUGCCGAAGGAGCUGUUCGAUCGGUGCAAGUUCUACGAUUUGACGGAUGCUCUUACGCAUAUGGCUACUGGGAGCGAGACCAGGUCGUUCUGCUCCGUGGUCUGCAAGCAGGGAUAUGUUCCCGUGGGUGUUGAUGGAAGUGUGAAGGGAUGGCAGGAGGAUUUCCUGUCGGAAAUUGGCCUGCCAGAUCUGUGUGAAGACAACUUCAAGCGCAUGGGCGGAGUCAACGGGGUGAACGGCCGCUAUCUAACCGCCGGCGAGCUCAUCGGCACCCUCUCCGAGAAAGCCGCGUCCGACAUGGGCCUCCCUGCAGGCAUCGCAGUUGGCAGCGGUGUCAUCGAUGCCUACGCCGGCUGGAUCGGCACCGUCGGCGCCAAAGUCAAGCUCUCCGAAAACGAGCUCUCCAACACCCACCCCAAGAACGACGUCUCGCAAGCCUUCACCCGUCUCGCCGCCGUCGCAGGCACCAGCACCUGCCACCUCGCCAUGAGCGAGAAACCCGUCUUCGUCAACGGCGUCUGGGGCCCGUACCGCGACGUCCUGAUCCCCGACUACUGGCUCGCGGAAGGCGGUCAGAGCGCUACGGGCGAACUGCUCAAGCACGUCAUCGAAACGCACCCGGCCUGGCAAGAAGCCAUGUCCGUCGCCGAGACCUUCAACGCCAACAUCUACGACUACCUCAACGAGCACUUACGGGAGAUGCAAGAACGCGUCGACGCGCCCACCAUCUCCUACCUCGGUCGGCACUUCUUCUUCUACGGCGACUUGUUCGGCAACCGCUCGCCCGUCGCCGACCCCGACAUGCGCGGCUCCGUCGUCGGGCUGUCGUCCGACAAGAGCAUCGACGGCCUGGCGCUGUACUACUACGCGACGAUGGAGUUCAUCGCGCUGCAGACGCACCAGAUCAUCGAGGCCAUGAACGCCUCCGGCCACAUCAUCAGCUCCAUCUUCAUGUCCGGCUCGCAGUGCCAGAACAACGUGCUCAUGUCGCUGAUGGCGACCGCCUGCGACAUGCCGGUGCUGAUUCCGCGGUACGUGCAUGCUGCGGUGGUGCACGGGGCGGCGAUGCUGGGGGCCAAGGCGGCGAGCACGGAUAAGGAGGGGAAGAGCGAGGCGUUGUGGGACAUUAUGGAUCGAAUGAGUAAGCCGGGGAAGGCUGUUUACCCUGGUAAAGACCAAGGAGAGAAGAAGCUUCUUAAUGCGAAGUACCGUGUCUUCUUGGAACAAUGCAAGAGGCAGCAAGAGUGGCGGAAGGAUGUUGAUGAGGUGUGUGAGGGGUGGGGAAAGAAGUGA